Molecule: messenger RNA, 843 nt
Organism: Ilyonectria robusta
Lineage: Eukaryota; Fungi; Ascomycota; Sordariomycetes; Hypocreales; Nectriaceae
Exons: 3
Coding region: 1-843 (280 amino acids)
Source: RefSeq, a predicted model, not a curated record
AUGAGUCUCACAAAUUUCGUAUCGACCGCGUUGACCACGGCAUUCGGCCUCAGUGCCGCAGCGAAUUUAUCAACAUCUGUCAAGGCCAGCCUGUGGUAUCUAAACAUUCAACGAAACCACCGAGAGACAAGCUCAGUAUCUGUGGUUCCUCCAUCAUUAUCUACAAGGCACCCUCGUACAUUCACAGCGGUGGUGAUUACACACUGUGUGAUUGCUACCGGAUCCUCACUUACAUUUGCGGUUCUGAUGCAAAAACAUGGAGAUCCCUGGUCGACGUACCUGAGCUCUUCUAUAAUUGUCUCUAGCAUGAUCAGCGAAUGCUUGCGUGUUGGUGGUUCUUGGAGCCGAGGACAAAUUGCAUUCGCUCCGUGGCCCCUCGCAUUCCUUCUGGCAACCACUGGGGUGCUAUUUAUCGUCAGCACCGUCAUGGCUUCCCAGAGCGCAGUGUUCAAUGAACUCUCGUCGGCAUCCGCUGUUAUUUUCCGGUGCUGGAUGGUGCUAGAAUGGAUGCUCAUUGCAUCGAGCAUCUCAGGCCAGUUUACGAAAAUCAAGAUCAUCAUAUUGAUUGAGACCUUGGCGAUGAUAGCCAGCGCUAUGGCUUUCAGAACAGAGUCAGCGACAAGCAGGCGCAUUAUUCUUUCGAAUGUUUUUGGAGCCCACGACUUUCUCGUGUGCCUUAUACCGGUUGUUGAAAAGUUAUGGACGAAGAGUUUCAGACGGGAGCCCAACCCUAACCUGCUACCACGGCUCUGGCAAAUGACAAGGCCUAGAGCAUCUUCACCAGGGGCAUCGAGCCAGAUUCAACUUCGGAACAUGUCCGUCACAAGCGAGUCAGAGGCGUAA